AUGGAACAACCCCUUGGUGUUGAGGAAGCCGCACACGACAACACGAAAGCCACCACUGUCGAUCCUUCAGCCGGUUGCAAAGACCAGGAACGAGCUCAGCGGAGUGCCGAGGCUUCUCCAAGAGCCACCCAAUCUGAGUCGGCGGUCAAGUCUCACCCCAAAGGAGGCGCCUCGCCUCAAGCUACCCACCCUCAACAACUUCCCGUCAGCGAAGGCGGCCGCUCCGUCAAGUCUAUCGUCGCCUGGCUGGAGUCCUCCGGCCCAUCGCCCUCGCCGACCAAGAGCUUCUCGUCGCCAAAGAGGGCCACUACCACCAGCAGCAGCCCCAAAGCCGGCUUCAAGGCGAGCCGAUCUCUAAGUGCCUUUUCCCAGGCCCAACUUUCCCGCGUGUCAUCAUAUAACGUCCGCACUGCCCCGGACGUGGAGGACUACGAGCUGUCGUACCUCAAAUACAAGGAGUACUUUACUGAGAAGCCACUGGGGCGGUGCCUCGACGGCGUGACUGAGGACUUGUCAAAGAUGUCUCUCGAAGACAUGUUGGAGAACGCGGAGAAGAGCGCGCACUCUGAGCCGACUCUUGUUCGUGUACACGGAAUCGUGGAUGAGGCCACAAUCGCCGAAGAAACAGCCGCCAACGACGAUGUCAUCGUGGAGAAACCCACCGGUGAACAGCUCUCACGCGGUUUGGGUGCGACACUGCCAGACGACAACGAACGCGAACGCCCUGCAGAAGCAAACGCCGAGCCCACCGGCGAGACCGCCCCCGCCGAUGCCCCAGCCAAGAGUACAGAAGCACCCGGCAUAUGCGAUGCCGCGAUCCAGGAUGCGGAGCCGACAACUGACGCCGAACUAGAAGUAGCCGCGGCUUUGGAAGACAAAGAUACCUUCAUGGAGCGAAACCCCGAGGAGGUAAAGGCCUUUUGGGCGGGUGUCCGCUCAUUCGUCGCCAUCUCUGACGACGAUCUCGACUCCGACGACACCGAAAAGAAGAGGAAGAAACACGCCCGGCGGUACAGGAAGGAUAUUCCAGCUGCCGGCACGAGCCCCGGCUCAGUCUCGCUGGCGUCGACGGCCCAUCCAGCCCGCCUAUAUGGCCCCAGCGGCGACAGCUUCACCCUCUCUAUGAGUCCAUAG
Molecule: messenger RNA, 1134 nt
Organism: Purpureocillium takamizusanense
Lineage: Eukaryota; Fungi; Ascomycota; Sordariomycetes; Hypocreales; Ophiocordycipitaceae
Exons: 2
Coding region: 1-1134 (377 amino acids)
Source: RefSeq, a predicted model, not a curated record